Messenger RNA from Saxophila tyrrhenica, 1752 nucleotides. RefSeq lists its product as uncharacterized. The coding region runs from base 1 to 1752 and encodes 583 amino acids. Lineage: Eukaryota; Fungi; Ascomycota; Dothideomycetes; Mycosphaerellales; Extremaceae. Gene Ontology annotation, biological process: protein modification by small protein removal. Gene Ontology annotation, molecular function: peptidase activity. The transcript has 2 exons. The record is from RefSeq and is a predicted model, not a curated record.
AUGGAGGUGAAGUUGUUUACCUAUGAUUUGACAAGGGGCAUGGCUCGCGCCAUGAGCCGACAGCUUCUGGGUAUUCAGAUCGACGCAGUCUACCACACCUCGUUGGUCAUCGGCGGCAUCGAGUACUUCUUCGGGCAGGGCGUCCAGACCUGCUACGCCGGAACCACUCACCACGGAGCGCCCAUGGAAGUCAUUACCAUGGGCACAACACAAUUACCCAUGGAGACAAUCCUCGAGUACCUGGGGAGUCUCAAGGAGGUCUACACGCCUGAGAGCUACGAUCUGUUCGCCCACAACUGCAACAACUUCACGGAUGACUUUAGCCAGUUUCUCGUUGGAAAGGGCAUACCUGAUCAUAUUACCAAUCUUCCGAGGAGGGUGCUAGAUACGCCGUUCGGCCAGAUGCUGAAACCGCAGAUCGACGCGAGCAUGCGUUCGAUCACGCAAGCACCGGUUCCGCAGAGCAACGUACCUCCUGCUCCUACUACGAACGGAACUCCUGCAGCGAGUGCUCCUAAGUCAGCUACAACACCCAACGUGUGCAGCCAUCAAGCCUCCGGCCCUGCGAGAUUCGGCAGCGUGGUCAACCUUACUGGCCUGAGUACACUAGAGAAAGAUCUGCAAAAGGCCUCAGACACCGCAGCGACUAUCUUCUUCACUUCGUCGACAUGUGCUCCGUGCAGGAUGGCAUAUCCCAUGUUCGAUCAGCUGGCAGCAGAACACCCGCAGGCCUUGUUUGUCAAAGUCGACAUCAAUUCCGCGCAGGACGUGGCAGCAAAAUACCAAAUUCGAGCCACGCCGACGUUCAUGUCGUUCUCCAAAGGCACAAAGCAAGAUCAAUGGUCUGGUGCAGAUCCAAACCAGCUGAAGGCCAACGUGGAAAAACUGCUUCAACAGACCUUCCCACCUCAUCCGCACACACAGCUUAACCUUCCUACACUACAUUAUGGAUCCAUGAAGCCGGUUACCUACCCGCGGGUGCCACCACUCGACAAGCUGAUGGCUAAGCUUGGUCCCGCCAGCAACGAUCAGGAUCUCGUUGCUCUGCGAUCCUUCCUCGAUAAGCGCAAUACGAACGCCAAAGACGCUGCUUUGCCAGACAUGCAAGCAAUCAGUCAAGCAUUCCAGGCCAAAGUACUAUCUCUACCACUCGAAGUCCGCUUCGCAGCAGUCGACCUCUUCCGCUGCGCGAUGAUCGACUCCAGAGUCAGUGGCUACUUUGCGGAAGAGAAAGACUUUGCCACCGUGGCCGGCUUGAUCAAGCACAUCGAUGGCAUUGACAGCUGUCCGCACAAUCUACGACUCGUCACGAUUCACCUUGCCUGCAACCUCUUCACCUCGCCUCUCUUCGUACAAGAGACAUUGAAGCAAGGCAGUCACAUGGCCGCGACGCUCGUAGAGCUCAUCACCUCCUCGUUACUCGACGCUUCGCAUCCCACAACUCGGGUGGCAGCAGCAUCUCUGGCUUUCAACAUUGGCGUAGCGAAUUACCGCGUAAGACGAGAAGAAGGACGGGAAGGGCUGGAUGAGGGCGCGCAGGUCGAGCUGGCUGCCAGCUUGGUUGAGACGCUUGGGGGUGAAGAUAGUAGUGAUGCUGUGAAGGCUUUGCUGCUGGGGCUGGGGUAUCUCGUGUGCUGUGCGCCGGAGAAUGGGGAGUUACUUGAUUUGGUGAAAGCGCUGGAUGCGAAGGGGACUGUCGGGGCCUGCAAGGGGCAGGGGGCUUUGGCGAAGGAGGUGUCGUCGAUGUUGUAG